Messenger RNA from Coregonus clupeaformis (lake whitefish), 6626 nucleotides. Its product is annotated as zinc finger protein castor homolog 1. The record is from RefSeq and is a predicted model, not a curated record. The coding region runs from base 1 to 6093 and encodes 2030 amino acids. Gene Ontology annotation, cellular component: nucleus. Gene Ontology annotation, biological process: regulation of neuron differentiation; positive regulation of transcription by RNA polymerase II. The transcript has 20 exons. Gene Ontology annotation, molecular function: RNA polymerase II transcription regulatory region sequence-specific DNA binding; DNA-binding transcription factor activity, RNA polymerase II-specific. Lineage: Eukaryota; Metazoa; Chordata; Actinopteri; Salmoniformes; Salmonidae.
AUGAAAGCUGAAAGGACUUUCUACACUGAAAAGACCUCAGGACAAUCUAAGAUGGCCGCCAAAAGGAAAGGUGGCCUAAAACUCAAUGCAAUCUGUGCCAAGCUGAGCCGUCAGGUGGUGUUCGACGGAAGGUCCCAGCAUGCUGAGGGAGACCUGAACGUGGCAGAGAACAGCGAGCGCAGGAGCUCCCACUACGACGACAGUAGCAAGCGAUUCGAGACCAACCUCCCAGAGGGCCUGAGUCUCAGCCAGAGCCUUGAAGAAGACCAGAAACGGCGUGAGGCCAUCGAGAAGUGGGUCAACGGGGAGUAUGGGGACAAACCACCACCCUCUGCCCUGGACUGUAGGGAGGAACAGCAGCAACAGCAGGGAUUCAAGUCCAACAAUGGUGAGGACAGACCCCCCGAGGGUGUGUACAUGGUGCAGCCCAAGGGCUGCAGUGAUGAGGAGGACGAUGCGCUUGUCGAGCCCGAACCCAUGCUCGACUCCCAGGAUGGCAGUUACCACGACGACAAGGACUCAGAAGACAGGCCUCACAAGGAGGACGUCUACAUGCAGUCAUCUAGCGAGCCCUCGAGUUGCCAAGCACCUUUCUCCUCUCCAGGAGAGGCGUCCGUUCUGCGAUACUACACAGCGAACACCAUGAAUGAGUUCCUGGGCAUGUUCGACUACAACGACCUGCAGGUGAGGGAUGAGCUGGCCAAGAAGAUCAGCGUCGAGAAGCUCAAAGCCGUUACCUCAGGCUCCAACCCGUCCUCCCUGAGCAGCGAGGAGGCCACGCGUCGAGCCCGCUUCUCCAAGUAUGAGGAGUACAUCCACAAGCUGAAGGCUGGUGAGACCCUCCCCUGGCCCAUCCACCCCAACCCCAAACCAGACGACCUCAACUCCAAGCUGGCCCAGGACAAGAAUGCUCUGCUUCAGGCUCAGGUGGCCACCUCUGGGGGGUGCCACUCCGGGGCCGAGGGACAGAUCUACCCCUCAAGUCUGGACCACAAGCAGGGGCAAGGGCAGGUUCACAACAUUGAGCACAACCCUCCACCACCCAACCCCACCUCCCACCUCCAGGACUUGGCCUCCCGCAUCUCCAAGUACGACUCCUUCAUCCAAAAGCUGAAGAUGGGCGAGAGCUUGCGGAGCCAGCAGAACGGCAAUGCCUACAAGAGGCCCUCCAAGUACGACCUGGAGAACAUCAGGUACCUGCACCUCUUCAAGCCCGGUAAGGGGAACCCCUACAAAACAGGAAAGGUGAGCCGCCCGUCUAAGUACGACAUCAAGAAUAUCCAAAAGUUGAUGCCGGGGAGGCCCGAGCCCUCGCUGAUGCCCAGCAUUCUGUCUGCCACGCCGGGGAAUGGAGGGACGCAAGGCACCCCUACCUCGGCCUCCUCCGCCGGGGCCACUGGCCACCCAAGGCUCACCAUGGAUCAGAUGGGCCACAUGGGCUUCAACACGUCCGACUACGUGAAGUCCAGCUUCUCCAAGACCGACUCCAUCACCACAGGCACUGUAUCCUCUGUCAAGAAUGGCCUACCACCGGAGAAAUCUGUCACCGAGGACAUCAACCUGUACCAGAAAUAUAUUGGCAGAAGCCGUCAAACCUUCCCGAAGCCCCCACCACCACCACCACCACCACCACCAUACCCCGAACCCCCCACCACACCACCAACUUUUAAAAGGUUCUCAGGGCGCCAGCACUGUGGACAUGUGCACUGUGCCUACCAGUACAGGGAGCAUUACCACUGCAUGGACCCAGAGUGCAACUACCAGAGGUUCACCAGCAAGCAAGACAUGAUCAGACACUACAAUAUGCACAAGAAGAGGGACAACUCUCUGCAGCAUGGCUUCAUGCGCUUCAGCCCACUGGACGACUGUAGCGUCUACUACCACGGCUGCCACCUCAACGGGAAGAGCACCCACUACCACUGCAUGCAGGUGGGCUGCAAUAAGGUGUACACCAGCACAUCCGAUGUCAUGACUCACGAGAACUUCCACAAGAAGAACACCCAACUGAUCAACGACGGCUUUCAGAGGUUCCGUGCCACCGAGGAUUGUGGGAUGGUGGAGUGCCAAUUCUACAGCCAGAAGACCACCCACUUCCACUGCAGGCGCCCGGGUUGCACCUUCACCUUCAAGAACAAGUGCGACAUUGAAAAGCACAAAAGCUACCACAUCAAGGAUGACGCGUACGCCAAGGAUGGCUUCAAGAAGUUCUACAAGUACGAGGAGUGCAAGUACGAGGGCUGUGUCUACAGCAAGGCCACCAACCACUUCCACUGCAUCCGCUCGGGCUGCGGCUUCACCUUCACCUCCACCAGCCAGAUGACCUCCCACAAGCGCAAGCACGACCGCCGCCACAUCCGCUCCUCGGGCGUCAUAGGCCUCUCCUCAGGCGGUUCCUUCCUGGUGCCCAAGGAGGAACCCGGGUAUGAGUCGAGCAAUGACGACCUCAUGGACUUCCCUGCCAUCAGCAGCAAGAACUCCAGCCUGAGCGCCUCGCCCACCACCCAGCAGUCGUCUAACAGGCCUGGCGCCCACCUGCUUGCCACACCCAACACGACGAUGUCGUCCUCCGGCGGCGGCCACGUCGGUCUCAAGCCCACCUCCUCACUGUCACACUCGGCACGCAUGUCCAGUCUGCUGUCCCAGGCACUGCCCAGCAACAUGCCUGUGGCGCUGGCAAUGUCCAACAGCGCCCUUGUCGGCGUCAACAAGCCCUUCUUCCCGCUCAUGCCCCGGCUGCCCAUGCAGCUUCCCCAUUCGGCCGCCAGCCUGAUCUCGGCCGUGUCAUCUGGUUCCCACUCCAUGCCCACUGACUCGCUGUCCCAGGCCAGUUGUUCCUCAGCGGGUAGUGAUGGUGCCAUGGCGUCCAUGCCGACCUCCUAUGGCUCGGCCUCUUCCAUCAUGGAGAAGAUCUCUGCUAGCAAGGGCCUCAUAUCCCCCAUGAUGGCCAGGCUGGCAGCGGCUGCCCUCAAGCCUUCCGUUAACCACCAAGACACAGGGAAUGGGCUGGCUGGCUCUUUGGCGAGUCGGUUCAAUCUGGUUCAAGUGAAGCAGGAGCCAGUUAACCAUACCUCCGGGGCCUCCCAGGACUCCAUCCAACAGCACAGCCUGGACCUGAGCAAAAAAGACCACAGGCAGAGUCAAAGGGACACACUCCUAAGUAAUGAAUCAAACGGACACCCUGUACCGGGAAAUACAUCUCUUUUAUCCUCACUUAUGAAUAAGACGGAGUUGGAGAGCGGCCAAGGGGCCGACACCUUGGAGGCAACGAAGUACCUGAGCCGCAUCAUGACGAGGCCAAUGCCAGUCAAACCCAUUGAGCUCUGGAGGACAUAUCUGCGCAGGUUCGACACGGCCAACUUCUGCGAGGCCCAGUGUGACUUCCUGCAGAAGGUCCACUUCCACUGUGUAGUGGAGGAAUGUGGGGCACUCUUCAGCACGGUGGACGGAGCCAUCAAACAUGCCAACUUCCACCUACGAGCCACGCUGAAAGUGAAAUCGGAGCCCCACUUCAACAAGGCCAAGGACUGCGGAGACGGAGCGUCCGUUCAGCCCGCCGCCCCCGUCUCCAAGGCCAAUAACCCCACCAUGGACAUGGCCAACAUGUCGUCGUCAGGCGGUGGCUAUGGUUCCUCGCACUCCCUGCUGGUAUGGAAGCAACUUGCGGGCAGCAUCCCCCAACUCAACGCCUCUAUGCCUAACCUGCCUACCAACUCGCCGCUGGCCAUCAUCUCUCUGGAAAACGCCAAGCCACAGGUCAAACCGGGCUUCCUGCAGUUCCAGGAUAAUGACCCUUGCCUGGCCACUGACUGUAAUUACUCCAACAAGUUCCACUUCCACUGUCUCUUUGGGAACUGCAAGUACGUCUGCAAGACCUCGGGGAAAGCCGAAUCCCACUGCUUGGACCACAUCAACCCUAACAACCACCUGGUCAACGUUCGAGACCAGUUCUCCUACUACUCCCUCCAGUGUCUCUGUCCCAACCAGCACUGUGAGUUCAGAGUGAGGGGCCAUUACCACUGUCUGCGACCCGGCUGCUACUUUGUCACUAACAUCACCACCAAACUGGCCUGGCAUGUCAAGAAGCACGAAAAGGCAGAGAGACGCGCAGCCAACGGCUUCAACUACUUCACCAUGAGAGAGGAGUGUGGCAGGCUAGGCUGCAAGUACAACCAGGUGAACAGUCACUUCCACUGCAUCCGUGAGGGCUGCCAGUUCUCCUUCCUGCUCAAGCACCAGAUGACUUCGCACACCCGCAAACACAUGAGGAGGAUGCUGGGAAAGAACUUUGACAGGGUUCCAUCUCAGGUCGUGUCCCAUAGCCAGAGGGCCGAUGACAUGAAGCACUUGUCAGGCAUGGGCUCAGGCCCCAUGGGCAUCCAUCCGGGUGUGACUCCUGGCUUCUCCAGCAUGAGGGACGAGACAGAUGACUACAUGGACUACAUGGGCGAGGGCAGCCCCCUGGGCUUCUCCUCUGAAUCCUCCAAUCAGGACCGCAUCUGCAACAGCACAUCCGUGGGCAAUGAGAGCUCCUCAUUAGGACCAGGCUGCCCGGUCACAACUGCUCCCUCUACCCCCACUGACACUAGCGCUCCCCAAAACGCACUUCCUCUACCACCUCCUCCUCAGCUUGGACUUCAGUCUCAGGCUCCAUCUUUUCCUCCUGCCCUCCUCCGGCCUCCUAUUCCCUCGCUCCCAUACCUCCUCUCUCCAUCCUGUCUGUCAUACUCGCUGUUCAGCGCCUCUCUUGGAGCCACUCGGAGUGUUGUCAUGCCAACCAACACACCAGUUUUCAGCCCCAUCAUUGCCACUCCAUCUCCGGUUAAAAAUGACGUCCCUAUAGUGCAGGAUGCUGCAGGCAACACCAUCUCCAUCCCUAUGGCCACCAGUGCUAAGAAACGCUUCUGGAUCAUGGAGGACAUGUCCCCCUUUGGCAAGCGACGCAAGACGGCUUCGUCACGCAAAAUGCUGGAUGAGGGCAUAAUGCUAGAGGGCUUCCGCCGCUACGACCUGUAUGAGGACUGCAAGGACUCCGGCUGCCAGUUCUCCCUGAAGGUGACCCACUACCACUGCACCUGUGAGAACUGCGGCUACAAGUUCUGCGGCCGCACGCACAUGUACAAGCAUGCGCAGCACCACGACCGCGUAGACAACAUAGUCCUGGACGACUUCAAGCGUUUCAAGUCCUCGCUCAGCUGUACUUUCCCAGAUUGCCAGUUCUCGGGCAACAGCACCCACUUCCACUGUCUGCGCUGCGGCUUCCGCUGCACAGACAGCACAAAGGUGACAGCCCACCGCAAGCACCAUGGCAAGCAGGAUGUGAUCAGUGCCGCCGGCUUCUGCCAGUUCAGCUCCAGCAUUGACUGCGAGGUGGCUGACUGCAAAUACAAGCUCAAGUGCUCACACUUCCACUGCACCUACCCCGAGUGCAAGCACACGGUAGUGGGUAUGUCCCAGAUGGAUUCCCACAAGCACAAGCACGAGAAGCAGGAGCGCAGUGAGCCUCCGUCGGUGUCACCCCUCCAGGAGGGGGCGCAACACAUGGGGGUAGGAGUGGCCGCAGUGCCUCACGCCUCCAUGGGCAUUCCUCCAGCCUCUCUCGGUGGCCUCCCAGGACUCUCCCACCACAACAACAACCAUGCCCCAUCCAUGUUCUACCCCCCAGCCAGGCAGACAUCUGACAACAACCACCCCUACCCAGCCUCCUUGGUCAGCCUGGACAGCUCCCUCAACCUGGGCACCGACACCAGCAGCUCCUUGUUCUUCCUGAAGAAUGCAGCUGGCCUGGGCCUCAAUGACUCGCUGGACCUGAGAAAAAAGAUGCAGCAUCACCAUAACCCAAGCCUGACCAUGGCUGCCGGGCCCAACCCCACAUCGCCGCUAGAUCUGCCCACUCCUCAGGACGACACCACGGGAACAUCUGGCGACCCUGAAGAUGACCUGUCACCCGAGGAAAAGGCCAACAAAGAGGAGGAGGAGGAAGAGGAUGAGGACGAGGCGGAGGAGGAUCUGAACACUGACUCAUACGAAGAUUCGAUGCCAGAGCUCGACGGCGACAAGGACAAUGGCGAGAGUUUUGACGCUUCUGUAAACUGACACUUCCCAACUGGAAUAGCAAGAGGCUGAUCCAUGAAAGAUACUCUGAUACUGAAGAACAAUCCUGUAUACUAUGAACAAACUAAUUAAAGUGGCCUUAUUUAUCAUAGGUAGGGACACUGCAGAUGACAACAAGAAAACAACAAUAAAUGAUGGCCCAAAAUUAUUUAUUAUGAUGUUUACAAGAUGACCAACAUUAUUAAUUCAAUUAUGCAUAAAAAAGGAACAGAGACAAACAAUUAGGCCCUCUUUUACAUGUGGGUCAGCAAUGUAAACAUUUUACUACAAAUCAGUCUUUUUGUGUGUGUGCAAGUUUGACUUUAAUUUAUUUAACUUUUAGCUUUUACCUUUUUUGUGUGUGGAAAAAAACUAUAUGAAAAAAACGAAUCUCUCUCUAUAUAACAAUGUAUGUAAGUGUGUGCGUGAACUUUGAUAUACAAAGGAAAUUAUUGGUGAAGUAUUUUAAUGAACUGCAGGACCCUUGUUAAUAAUGAAAGGGAAAGACAUCACUGUUAAAUUACAUUGAAGGAAAA